This is a messenger RNA of Psilocybe cubensis, 2115 nucleotides long. Its product is annotated as Cell division control protein 45-like protein. The coding region runs from base 1 to 2115 and encodes 704 amino acids. NCBI's taxonomy places the organism in Eukaryota, Fungi, Basidiomycota, Agaricomycetes, Agaricales, Agrocybaceae. Gene Ontology annotation, cellular component: DNA replication preinitiation complex. The record is from RefSeq and is a predicted model, not a curated record. Gene Ontology annotation, molecular function: chromatin binding; single-stranded DNA binding; DNA replication origin binding. The transcript has 8 exons. Gene Ontology annotation, biological process: DNA replication initiation; mitotic DNA replication preinitiation complex assembly; double-strand break repair via break-induced replication.
AUGGUUUACAUUUCUCAUCCAUCUCUGGCAGGGGACAGACCCUCUUAUUUGCAUGCUUAUAAAGAUAUACUCAAAUCACAUAGACGCUCGCCACUGGCAUCGGCGUCCUCAGUUAAUAUCUUGGUCUCACCGGAUGUAGAUUCCCUCUGUGCUACGCGAAUGCUUGCUACACUUUUUAAGCAAGAUGACAUAGCAUAUCGUAUUGUCCCAGUUUCCGGUCUAGAUGAUUUACAAACUAUCAAGGACGAUCUUUUUAACAACACCGACCUUCAUACUUUAAUCCUGAUUAAUUUGGGUUCCAACUUGGAUCUGGCCGAUGGCAAUUGGUUUGGCACUUUUGAUACCAAGGUUUCAAUACACGUCAUCGAUUCGAGUAGACCUAUGGCUUUGCCCAACUUGUUUCUGGGUGGCGAAAAUGGCUCGCGGAUACUAGUUUGGGAUGAUGGACACGCCGAGAAACUUACGGAAGAGAAAAAAUCAUGGGAAGUGAUUGAGUAUGAGAUUGAGCCUGACCCUGAGCAAACCGACCGUGAUAGUGAAAAUGAUUUGUCUGACGAUGGAUCAGAGGACGAGGAAGGCUUCGAAGAAGACGAUAACGACUUCACUGGAAGCGAGCACGCCGACAUACCUACCUUUGAACCAAAUUUACCAUCCAAAAGACGUAAACUGGAGGCACUGAAUCGCUCGCGAAAGCGACAGCGACGGGAACCUAAGGCAUGGGGUAUGUCCCUUGAGGAAUAUAUAGCCCAUCGAAGGAUGGUUGACAAGUACUAUGAAUCCGGAUUAUCAUAUGGACAAAGUGCAUCCAGCGCGAUCUACUUGUUGGCCACACUAUUGGAACGUGUGGACAACGACUUUUUGUGGCUUGCCAUACUGGGACUUACGCAUCAAUACAUCACUUCUCGCAUAUCUCGAGAGGUUUACGAGAAUUAUCAUUCAGUUUACUAUGACGAAGUUUCACGACUGAAUCCACGAUUGGCGGUUAACGAUAGUGUCCACUCCUUGGUAUCUAUCAACCCAGAUGACAUGGGCGUGCGAACAAGCGAAGAACUGCGGUUUAUGUUAUUUCGACACUGGACCUUGUAUGAUGCGAUGUUUCAUUCAAGUUAUGUCGCCGGAAAAUUAGGAAUCUGGAAGGAAAGGGGCAGACAAAGGUUGACAGGCCUCCUUGCAAAGAUGGGUUUUUCUAUUCCUCAAACACAACAGCCCUACUCUCACAUGGACAUGGAUUUGAAAAAGACUUUGAUAGAUAAGUUAAAUGACAUUGCACCCGAAUACGGCCUAGUCGAGCUAUCAUACCCUUCGUUCAUGAGAUGUUUCGGUUUUCACAGUCAGCCUUUAUCAGCGGCUGACGCUGUUGAGGGGAUAACUGCGUUGUUGGAUGUUGCAGGAGGCCUGCGCCUGGAAAUUGAGAUUGAAGGAAUGCGGAAUGGUGGAGAGUGGUUUGGUGGCGGUCGAACUUGGGAGGGCACUGACUUAACCAGGGCUGUUCCGAAGUCAGAUAUUGAUUAUAAACCACAAUCGGUCGACUCCGCUCGGCAAAACGAGGUCGAUGCAGAAGAGGAUCCAUCUAAACCACGAGGAGAGCCAGCUUGGUGGAUGAAAAAUUUCUGGGUGGCUUAUGACGCUCUUUCUGAUAUCGAUGCACUGAAAGGAUCAUUGAGUUUGGCAAUGUCUUUACAGCGAGCUAUCAUCCGUCAGGGCACAUCCAUAAUCGACAAACAGGAUAUCAAAACCAUGAGAAACCAUCGCGUUGUAAUCCUUUCUCAGGGACCAGAUCUCGCUCUAUUCUGUAAUCCUGGCAUGCUUUGGCGAUUAGGGCUUUGGCUGGCGGAAGCUCUUCGGGAACGGUUACCUGGGACGGUUGUUGGGUUAUCAAAAAGGAAAUUUCUUCCAAUCGUGAUUGCCUGUCUCGACGAGGCGCGAAAUAUGUAUACUAUCGUUGGGAUGAUGGCAGCGCUGGAAUUUGAUCAAACCCGUAAAAAUCAGUUUGGCCUGGCUUUCAUAAAUGCGAAAUCGGCAUUCAAGCUUUCUGCUCAAUUUUCUGGCUUUCAUUCCAACAUAAUACAAAUUGACAAGAUGGGUUUAAAAGAUUUCCUAAAAAAAUUAUGCUAA